Messenger RNA from Priceomyces carsonii, 252 nucleotides. RefSeq lists its product as uncharacterized. Bases 1 to 252 code for a protein of 83 amino acids. Lineage: Eukaryota; Fungi; Ascomycota; Pichiomycetes; Serinales; Debaryomycetaceae. The transcript has a single exon. Gene Ontology annotation, biological process: negative regulation of ATP-dependent activity. Gene Ontology annotation, molecular function: ATPase inhibitor activity. The record is from RefSeq and is a predicted model, not a curated record. Gene Ontology annotation, cellular component: mitochondrion.
AUGUUGUCCCAAUUGACUAAGCAAACGUUAAGAUCUUCCGUUAGAUCCUUCUCUAUGACCAGAGUAGUUGCCACGGAGGGUUCUAUUAACCAAGCAAACGACUCCUUUAGUGACAAGGAAAGAGCUCAAGAAACCGUCUAUAUCAGGAAGCACGAGCAGGAACAAUUGAAGGCAUUGAAAGAAAAGUUAGAGAAACAGAAGGAAACUAUUUCCAAAUUGGAAGACCAAAUUGACGGACUUAAGAAGAAUUGA